Molecule: messenger RNA, 1421 nt
Organism: Spathaspora passalidarum NRRL Y-27907
Lineage: Eukaryota; Fungi; Ascomycota; Pichiomycetes; Serinales; Debaryomycetaceae
Gene: PTC6
Product: type 2C protein phosphatase
Exons: 1
Coding region: 62-1372 (436 amino acids)
Biological process (GO): protein dephosphorylation
Molecular function (GO): protein serine/threonine phosphatase activity
Source: RefSeq, a predicted model, not a curated record
GAGAUGUCCUUCUACAACAUCUGACCACAACUUCAUACACACCUCACAUCACAGUUAGAUAAUGUGCCGAACUAAUGUCACGCAGAGAUGUAUGAAGGUGCAAUUUCGAACAGUGUCCACUGCCAUCACAUUCACGGCGGUAGAUCGAUCACCCCUGAUCCCCAUGUCCACCACCAAACCGUUGACGUUGGGGAAGUUGCGGGUGCCGCUAUUGAAGAGUCCCUCCCAUUUGGGCCAUGUCACCGCCCGAGUUAAUCGAUUGUACAACGAAGACAGGUAUAGUGCUAAAGUGUUGAAUUUUGAUAACAAGACCUUGUUCAAUUUCAGUGUGUUUGAUGGACACGGUGGUGAGGGAUGCUCGGAUUACCUUGCUGAGAACUUGUCCAAGGAGAUCGAGGAGGCCCAGCAGGUGAUGAAUAGUGAGGCUGAGGAAGAAUUGGUCAAGAGGUAUCGCGAUGACGUAAGUGGGUACUGGAAACGGUGGUAUAAGCAUCGACAAGAGAAUUUCGACUUGUACGAGAACUUCAAGAUUGAAUUAAAGAACUUUCCCGAGCUAGCCAGCGAUAAUUUGUCAUUGCGGCUACUUCUCAGUUUUCUUGAAGCUGAUUACAAGUUUGCACAAGCAGCAACAGACAACUCCGGUUCCACAUGCACUACAGCAUUGAUAGAAACAAUAUACUCGGAACCAGGUGUUUUCCAGCCCUAUUUUGAAAAUUAUUACUUUAAUAGACAUACAAUAUCACAAUUGACCAUUGGACAAGUGGGGGACACGCGGGCGAUAUUGGUGGACAAGAAUGGAUUGGCCAAUUGUCUUACUGAAGAGCAUCAUCCGCUGAAUCCCACAGAAGCGACUCGAUUGCGAAAGUAUUCCACUAAUUUGUUCAUGACAGAUUCUUUUGGCGAGGAGCGGUUUGUACAUUUGGCCAACACUCGGGCAUUUGGAGAUUUCCGAUAUAAGCAGAUUGGUGUGUCUGCUGAACCGGAUAUUGUCCAGUACAUCAUUGGAGACAAGGCGAAAAUCAAGCAGUUUUUAACGCCGGAAGAGAUCAAGAAGUAUACAAUAAACGGAUUAGGCGGUGAUGAGAGUUUCUUGGUGUUGUUGAGUGAUGGAAUAACAAACAUACUCACCGAUCAGGAAGUGGCAGAUAUCGUCAUGACACAUUUCGAUUUGAAGGGUCAUACAGUGGCCACCCCACAAUCCUGUGCUGAAGAAGUAGUCAAGUUUGUUGAGUAUGUUGGUGGUGACGAUAAUGCCACUUGUUUAGUCGUUAGGUUGAAUGGGUGGGGGAAAUGGCCUAGUAUUGAUAGAACUGGGGAAUUACGACAAUCUCGAUUGGUAGAUUUCAAUCCAAGAAGUCGUGGAGGGGGGUAAAUAUAUUUAUUGUAGACAAAAUGCAUACAGUGUUCUUUCAGUCUAUGUC